Caenorhabditis angaria is the source of this 2892-nucleotide messenger RNA. Lineage: Eukaryota; Metazoa; Nematoda; Chromadorea; Rhabditida; Rhabditidae. The record is from the annotation of a GenBank genome assembly.
AUGGAUUCUGGAAUGUUUCCGAAACGCCCGAAUUUUCAAGAAACCGAUGAGGAUUUGCUGAAAAUGCAGGAGGAGUUUGAAAUGUCGAAAAAUAAAAAAUCGGUGGAAAUUCAUCGGAUGAAGAAAAGGGUAAAAUUGGAGGAGGAACAGAUAAAAGGUGAAUUUUUAGAUAGAAUUUUCAGUUUUUGAGAUUUUACAUGCUAUCAGAUUGAAAGUUAGGCAUUUUAUUAACAAUCAAUAUUUUUCAUGUUGGAACUUCUAACUGAAAUAAACAAAAAUUUAGUCGUAGGUUUCACUGAAACAAUUUCGAAAACAUUUUUUUCAGAAUCCCUCCCAAAACAACCAACCAACGAAAAAAGCUGGUCGAUUCACCAUCGAAUUAGAUGAUAUUCGCGAAGAAUCUGAUGCUCAGGGAAUUCUUUUUCCAAUUCGAGAAAGGAAUAAUGAUUGGCUGAAUUCAGAUAAAAGAGAUGAAAUUAUCCGAAACAAUUUUUCAUCGUUCAAUUUCUCAAAAGAUGAUGGAUUUCCGGAAUCUUUGGAUUUAUCAAGUUAUUAUUUGAAUGAACCAGGAACUUCGAAACGAUUGGCUCAACCUGGAAAAAGUUUUUUCGCCACGGAAUUCGAUAGAAUUCAUGGAAAUAUGGAAGAGAAUUUGGAUUUUGCCAGAGAAAUUGAGGAAUCGGAAGAGAUUUCGAAAGAUCAGGGAGAUUUUGAAGCGGAAAAUGAGAGUUAUCUGAAGUCCUUGGAUAUGGAGAAGAUUAAUGAGUUGAAACAAGAGAUUCAGGAACGAUUGGAUCCGAAACUUAUUGAUUUUUUGGCGAAUCGCAGAAAGAAUAUGCAGAAAAAAGAUGGGAAAAUAGAGGAAAAACCAAAGAUUUCAAAAUUCAAAGCCAGAAAACUUGCGGAAAAAUCGAUAGGGAAACCGCAAGAAUCUCAAGAGCCUAAAGAAGAGCUCCAAAAUCCUCCAGAACCAAAAGAAGAGGACAAAUCUGCAGAACAACAACAAAUCACAAUUCAAGAUAUGCUGAAUGAAUUAGAAGUCCUAGACGAGUUCAAAAAUCGGGAAGAUCGAGAAAAAUAUGAUAGAUUGGCGACGGAUGCGAUACAAUUGGAUUUGACAGCGAAAUUCGGCCGGAAUGUUGUAUCACGGCAACAGAAGAAUGCGUUGCGGCUGUUUGAGAAUUGUAAACUGUUGCCGAAUGAGUGAGUGAAUUUUGGGCUGGAUUUUAGGACUGGAAAUUUCGUGUAUUCCGAAUCUGAAUAAGAGGACAAAGUUUUCCAGUGCAUUUCUUGUCCCUUUAUGAAAGAUUAAGUGAUUUUUUUAUCGAAAGUUGUUAUGAACAUCGUUCAAUUUGCAUUUCGAAAAAAAUAUCUCAACUUACAACUUAAAUCUCAACUUGUUAGUGUAAAUUUUGAAACGUAUUAUUUUCUAAAAAAAACUCACGUGUCUCUCUUUAAAAUUCCUGAUACUUUAUGGGGUGAUUCAGGUCGAAAAAAAAACUAAAAAAAAACAUUUUUUUACAAAAAAAUUCGAUUCAGCAAAUGUCAAAAAACUAUAUUUUCUUCUAUUUCUCGACAUUUUUUGACAUUUUUUUUCAUUGAAACAUUUUCGCUGCGAGAUAUCUCUCAUUUUUGUGUGGAAAAAAAUAUAGUUUUUUGACAUUUGCUGAAUCGAAUUUUUUUGUAAAAAAAUGUUUUUUUUUAGUUUUUUUUUCGACCUGAAUCACCCCAUUACAAAAAUCCAAACAUUUUUGCAGCUACGAUGGAAAUGAUAAACUCAUCGAAUUGGCUCGAUCUUCAAUUGGCCAAAUUCAAAAUCUAUAUCUCGAGGAAAUCGAAUCAUCUGGCCAUCGAAGUUUCGAAUUUGCCAAAGGCCUAAAUCCAAUAAUUGAUAAUUGUUGGACUCUUAUUCCAGUUCGUCGAGUUUUGGACGCAGUCGAAAAACGGCAUGGCCAAGUUCUCGAAGAUGAUGUUGAAAUUGUUCGUUUGGCUCUUUUGUGGACACUUUUAUUAUUCGUCGAAAAGAAAUCCGCAUUUUUUUGCCUUCUGUCAGCCAAAUGAGAUUUAUAUUCAUUUGUCGGAAGUUUUUUUAAUUGGACCUGAAAUUUUGGCAGAUGAUGUGAUUGUUGAAUGUUGUGAGAGAAUUGAAAGAGAAUAUAUUGUAAAAUCAGCUGAAGAAUGUAGAAUUAGUAUUCGGAUGAAUGCGAAGAUUGCUGGAUUGGAUGCUUUUAUGCCGUUGUAAGUUUUUUGAGUUAAUUUUUGAAUGAAAAUUUAGUAUUUUUUGAAACCAGACAAGUCUAGGAGUAGAGAUUUUGGGUUACUGUAUGAACAUGCAAUUUCAAAACAAUUUUGAGGAUCAGAAAAAUUUAAAUUUCAAGCUUUAUCAAAUUCAGUUUCGUUUUGAAAUAUUAGAAUUAUUCCAGCUACGAAAACAUGCUGAAAAACUACGAACAGUAUUCUCUGGGAAAUGUCCAAUUUGCUCGUUCAAUUCUAAUCGCCGCUUAUUUGAAUACACCAAUUGGUGACAGCAUUGAAUAUCGAUUUUCACUUUGGACACCAAAACGAAAAAUCAUUCGGCAAAUGACAAUUUCGAAUCAAAAUGCCACAGAUAUUUUGCCAAUUAUCAAAAAACAAAUCGAAGAAAAUGAGAAAUUGAUUGAUGAACAAUUUUAUGUACAAUAUUGUUCAUUAUUAGGAGCUUAUGUUGGAGCAAUUCGAGAUGAAAUUGUGACGAAAAAUCGAAAUGAAUUGAUGUGGGAAAUUGCGAGUUUUGAAAUUGGAAGAUUUAUGAAAAGAUUUGGGCAAAAUAAAGGAGAUUUAGAGAAAUUGAGACAAUUUGAAUUGUUGGCCGAUAUUAUUCGAAAAUCGAUUGGUGAUAAAUUGGUGAUCUAG